CUCCUCCCGUACCUCGUACCAGCCUCUGCUUCUUCCACUUGGUCUCCGUCUGCUCUUUCCUUCCACUCUGAGAGACUGCGCUCAUCUCUAUUCUUCGCCCAUUCCUCCUCGUGUCUUCAUUUUCAAUUCUCCUAGAAAGGGAAAUCUCUCCAAUUCCUCCGUCUCACCCUACGAUCAAGUCGACCUAUAGCGCGGUCCGAUCUAACCAAUCCUCUCCCACGCCAUCCACUCCCUGAAUCAGGUUUCGAUCCCUUGAAACAUCCAGCGCACCGGACUUCGUCACCUCGAAGAAUCCAGGCCCACGCCUGAAUCGAUCCUAAUCUCGCCCCCUGCUGCUCUCCUCAUCAUCAUCACUUUUGAACAUAUCACGUCCUCGGCACAUGUCUCUGGUGGAUUGAGAUUAGGAGACCAGAGCUGCCGCUGCGACUUUUAAUGCUGCCGUCAGCGCCAAUCCAGCCGUCUUCGAGAAGUUCCUGAUUACGGGCGCUGUGUCCGUGUAAGCUCUCAGCUAAGAUGGCUACCUCGACAUCAUCAGUAGGAUCCUCUCCAACCGCCUCACCUACGGGCAAUCCGGGCAACAAUGGAGGAAAUGGGCCUAGUUCGCCACUUCUCUUCUUCGUCGCUCUAGGCUUUGGCGUGGUCUUCACGAAUCUAUGGAUUAUCGUCGGCGUCAAAUACUGUUUCCGAUAUAACCAGCGGAAUCGACAGCGCAUGAAUGGGGAAGAUCCUGACGCAGUUGACCUCGGCGCCAUGCCUCGCCAACAUCGUCGCAGGCGCGAAAAGAAGCUCAUGACAAUGGAUGAGGUCAAUGAAAAAUUCCCUCUGACAAAAUACAAGACGUGGCGAUCCAAUCGGGCGGAUGAAGGACUACCCACUGCUGGAGGCAUCAAUACCGCAUCAAGGCCUGCCAGUAUACACAAUCAGCCGCGCGAGUCAAAGGACAGCAGUGAAGCAGCAGAAUUGACUCAAACACACACCGUUUCCACCAUCGCCGAAGAGGAAACGAGUCAAGAGCAUGCUACACCUGAGAUUAUCGCUGAGAAGAGUCGCCCUGACACUCGGCCAGCGACCCCGUCGCGGCCAAAGUCAGCACAGUCAACCACUCACGACACUCCUAUACAAAAGGUCACCUCUCAUGAUGACGAAGAUGACGACGAACAGAUCCAAAAUGCCGUUCCCGCCGAACAACUACCCGACCCUGGAGAUGCUUGUGCUAUUUGCCUGGACACCAUCGAAGAUGAUGACGACAUCCGCGGUCUACAAUGUGGUCACGCCUUCCAUGCAUCUUGCGUCGACCCUUGGUUGACAUCAAGACGUGCUUGCUGUCCCCUUUGCAAGGCCGAUUACUAUGUUCCCAAGCCUCGACCUGAAGCUGUCAAUAGCGAAGGCUUGAGCAGGGCUGGGACAAACCCAGAUGUACAGCAACCUCCGACGGCGUUCUCAAUCAUCGGCAAUGGUCGUGCUGGUAGAAGACCUGCUAUGGUCCUUCCGGGACGGUUCAUGAGCAUUGUCUAUCAUGAUCGUGAUCGACAUGGUUUCCCGCUUGUCGUGAGAGCUGAGCGAAGAGGUCAGCGAGCACAAAACCAACAGAGAGAAUCAAAUCGUGAUACCGAGGCACCACUUCAACCUCAAACUUCGAGCUGGAGGUCGCGAUUACCAGGUUUUCGCAUACCCGGGCGUGGCCGGCCAGCUCAAAUCCAAGACAAUUCGGCAGCGCCGGAUGUCCAGCCAACGCCUUCACAGCUCGAAGCUGGCAGGUAGUUUUUAUCCCACAAGUGAUGAUGAAGAUGACGUGAUUAUGAAAUUACUUGUUGAUGGGGUCGUCGGUUUCAAGAGCAAGCAUUGAAUUUUCCUGCCCACCAAGAUUGGAUAAGGGGCCACUGAGGACAGGUCACGCACGGCGUUGAACGUGGUCUAGUUGUCCGCUUAAUGCACAACAGCGGAUAGUGUGGACUGGCUCCUCUGGGCGAAAAUAUCGUAUCACACAUGGAUACCUGUACGAGGAUAUACUUGUAAAUUCUGCCGUAAGGCAUCGCAAAGAUCUCGGAUAUCGAUUGCCAGCCUCUGCAUUCCCUGCACCAUGUCUGAGUGUAAAUCUCCCACCUCCCUGUGGAUUAUGAUCUGCCCAUCUAGUUUCAGUCCACUGAUCGAUCCCUCUUCCGUCGGCUGUUACUAUGGUUGCC
Molecule: messenger RNA, 2183 nt
Organism: Exophiala xenobiotica
Lineage: Eukaryota; Fungi; Ascomycota; Eurotiomycetes; Chaetothyriales; Herpotrichiellaceae
Exons: 2
Coding region: 514-1761 (415 amino acids)
Biological process (GO): ubiquitin-dependent protein catabolic process
Cellular component (GO): cytoplasm
Molecular function (GO): ubiquitin protein ligase activity
Source: RefSeq, a predicted model, not a curated record